AUGGGCUCCCGCGGGCAGCCCGGGCUCUGCCGCCAUCCCCGGGCGCCUUGCGAGGCUCAGGGGCCGCGGUCGUUCUCCAGUUUGCUGCUGGGCUCGGAGCCGCUGGGCUUAGCGCCCGAACCGCGGCACGAUGAGCUGCGCAUCCCCGCCCCGCUGCGCGCCCGCUGUCGCGAUACCUGCGACAGGGCGACGUCGCCGGGUCCGCCGGAAGACCUCCUGUCCGGCGACCGGCCUGCCGGGGAGCAAGACGGGAAGGAAGGGCCGCCGGGGCAGCAGCAACCCGCGGGGGAUCGGUGCGAAAGGCAUUCAGAUAACGUCCCGUGGUACAUCCGUACCAUUAAUGAAAAGGAAGAAUGUCUCACAACACUGGUAGCUGAGAUCGAUCGUCUCGCAAAGUACCGGGCAGAGUGUGCACAGAAGGACGUGGUGAUUGCUAAUCUCCUGAGGGAAGUGGGAAGUCUGAAGAAACAGCUGAAGUUGCUCAAGGACAGUGCUGACACAGAGGAGCACACAGAAACAAAACAAGGGAUCUCAACUGAAGUUCUCAAGGAAGCGAGCGCCCCGGGAGCCAUUCCAGAGCAGGCAGAAGCAGAGAAGCAGGCCCUGAUGGCUCAGCUCACUGCGUUGCAGAAAGCCCACAAAGAGCUCCGUGCAGAACUACGAAAAGCAGAAGAUGACUACAACAUGGCCACAGGUGCCAUGUGCUCCUUGCAAAGACAACUGGAGAUCCAAGAAUCCCAGCUUCGGAGAACCGAAUCUGAAAAUGAAAGGCUCCAAAAGGAGAUCAGAGGGCGGGAGAAUCAGCUACAAGCCAUGUCUGCCAAGUUUGGCAGUCUGAGAGAAGAACGGAAACAUGAAGAAAUAAUGGCAGCAAUGGAGAAGGAGAACUGCAGCCUUCGGCAGGUUGUUACAGAGCAAGAAUCCAAACUGGGUGAGCAGAUGGAGCUGAUCAGUGGUUUGCAGGGCACAACGUGGCAGCUGCAGGCGGAGGCUCUGACCAACCGGUUCCACAUCCAGAAGCAGCAACGUGCCCAGGAGAAGAUGCAGAGCCAAGCUGAAAUGCUGCAGCAGGCAGAGCUACAAACCAGAGUGGCACUUGAGCGCGUCACCAGCAAGUUUGAAAGAUUUCGAAGCAAAAUAAUUCAGGCUACAUUCAGUGCAGCAGGCAUCAAAGCUCCCCAGGCAGAACUCACUGACGAGGAGCUGCUGGAGGCAAUGCAGAAAAUAAUUAACGAGCGCACUGAGUUCCAUCAGAUGCUGAAACAAAAAGGCAUCAAGGUUCCAUCCCUCACCAGCAUCGACACGUUCACCUCAUCGCCAGGCAUUUCAAAGGGAAGGAGGUGAAGGGCAGCAUCUCCUGCACAACGGCCUGAGCAGUAGCAGGUAGCAGGUACAGGUAGCAGUAGCAGGCUCCCACCACAUCACCCCUCCCCACCUCCCAUUCCUUUGUUUUCAGGGGGUGACUCAGUAGCAAAUUAAACUCACUCAAAUAAA
This is a messenger RNA of Centrocercus urophasianus (Greater sage-grouse), 1494 nucleotides long. It is a transcript of the gene CCDC27, whose product is annotated as coiled-coil domain containing 27. Bases 1 to 1344 code for a protein of 447 amino acids. The record is from RefSeq and is a predicted model, not a curated record. The transcript has 9 exons. Lineage: Eukaryota; Metazoa; Chordata; Aves; Galliformes; Phasianidae.